UCUACGGUGGAAAGCUAAUUGUGUUCCCAAACAUGGAAAUCAAUUGGAUCCCGUAACCUAUGUGAAGUUAUACCUAUAGUGAAGUGCCAAAUUCCUAUCCACAUUUGAUAGACACUUGGAUACCAAAAAUCACUGAGAAGUGAGUCUAGGUCAACUAUACAAAAUGUAAACCUAAGUCAACUUUGCAAGAGAGUUAGAAGGACUCCUCCAAUAUAAAAAAGGUCACACAUCUAAAGUAAAAGGAAACUCUCCUUAUGAAAGUUAACAAAAAUCAAGUGUACAAGAGGUUAAUGGGAGAGAUCCGAUGUAUCAAAAAACCUAUCUUCAACCUAGAUUUAAGUGUAACUUCAAAUAAAGUCAGAAUGUAGAUAAGUAUGCAUGCUUUUGUGGCUGAAAGCUUCCUUUGUGCUCUAUGAUUGACAAAAGAGAUGAAGGACUAGAUGAGCUAAUGACUGCUGCCCGUAUGUGGAUUGGAAUCUGUGAAUUGUGAAUUUAUUGAAGAAGCACAAGUGGCUUUUUCCAAAAAUUGAAGUUGGACUACUGUGCUGAAGAGAUCUGAAGGCAUGUGAUGUCUGCUGAGCUUGAAACUGAUAUUUUCUUCAAGAAUCUGAAGCAGAUGUGUUGAACUGAUGGCAGUUGUCGGUAAUUGAUGUAGUUGGUGCAAGUUGUAGAAUGAAAUUGCUGGGCAGUUAGGUUAGAACCCCUAAAUUUUCCCCUUAUGAUCCCUGUGUAGUAAAGAGUAGCUAGUUGUUGACAUAAUCUCACAUAAUUUAUGUGAAAAUCUGCAUUGUAUGGCACUAGGAAAACUAGGAUUUAUCCCCUAGGUGUGUCCAGUUGGUUGUUCUAUUUGUGUAGGCAUGUGUGUGAGACUGUGAGAAGGUGAUAUGCCUUGGUCCUUUGAUGUGAUUUCAGCAGAAUGAGUAAUGGAAGUGCUAAUACCACACACUGAAAAACAUCAAAGGGGUAUACAUAUCCAUGAUCAUUGUACCUGCAAAAAGAAACGAACAAGUUAGCAUAAAAUAGAACACACGGUUCUGUGCAAUUGCCUUGUGUUCAUUCACUACAAUCUGGUUUUUCUGAGAAGUUAUUUUAGAGGAUGGUGAAUGAUGUGCUGAGGAUGGUUGUUUUUGAGUAAUGAAGUUUUUGUAAGCGUGAUAAGCUUGUCUCUUCCUACCGAAAGCUUUGGAAAUAAAUAGUGACUGGACAAGGGUAAUUCUAUAUGUUGGGUGGGUUCUGUGGUGGUUCUGUUGUGGUUCUCUAGGCCUUAUUCGAGAAUCUGGACCCUUUAUGCUGGUAAGGUAGUGUUGCUGUGGGGUUGGCUCAUUAGUGGGAUGUGUUUGAGGCCGUGGUAAUGGUUGGUGGUACAUGUGUGAGGAUCUGCAGAAUAGAAAAAAAAAAUCCUCUAUGUAGAGCUGCUUGCUUAGGAGUGCGUCCAAGUUUUCAGUACCAAGCUCUACUAUUUUCAUGCGUGUCAACUGAGAAGAUGUGAGAUGAAACCUUAGGAAUCAUGUAAGAUGAGGAAAACGAUCAGAUCCUCUAGAGGUGUCCCAGGGAAAUUGGCUUCCCUAUACAAUUGUGAGAACUUGACCUCAUCACAUAAUUGGCAGAGGUAUUUCAGCUUCUAAAUAGGCAUAUCUAUGGUACAUGGUGGCACUAUAUUGUUGCUGAGCCAGUGAAUCAACAAUGAUGAGUCAGCUUGCAAGUGUAUUUUGGUGCAUUCAUUGUCCAGGAACCAUUGAAUGCCAAUGAUAGUUGCUUUUGUUUCUGCUAGAUUAUUGGUGCCUUCACCAAGUGGACAGGCUAUGGCAUGACUAAAGUGGCCCUUAUGAUCCCUCACAAUGACUCCAGCUUCAAUUUUUCCUGGGUUGGUAAGUACACUACCAUCACUAUUUACUUUCACAAAAUUAAUUCCAAGUUUCUACCAUAUCACCUGAAUGGUGGUAAUACGUUUCAACUCAUCCACCAUAGUAUAGAGAUCAAUCCAGUUAUGGGACCAGUUUAUGUGGGGAUAACUAGCUUUUAGGAGGAGAUGAAUGUCUGAGUUAAUAGCAAAGAUAACUUUGAGCAUAGAGGAAAUUCUGCCCUCAUACUUAGCACUGCAUCUAUUUUUCCAAAGAUUCCAGCGUAUAAUGAUGGGAAUUGUGUCCAUCAGUAAUUGUUGGAUUUCAUUGUUACUCUUGUGGAACCACCACUUUAUUAGAAGCAUCUUAAGAGACAAGUCAUCAGUGUUCAGCCCUGUAAUGCCUAUAAAUUUUAUCCAUACAGCUCUGUCAAAGAAAACUCUGCUGAAAAUGUGUUCAAUAGAUUCAACUUGAGGUUGUUAAAACACACAUCUGAUGGCAGUGGGAUUACCAAAUGUAACAACUAUGUCAUCAGUUGGAAGCUUAUUCCUUAAAACUCUCCACAGGAAAAAAGACCAUUUGAAUAGGAUUUUUUUUCUGCCAAGUUUUCUUGUUGGAAAAAUUGAUCUGCUUGUUAUCUCUAAUUAUUUCCCAUGCUGAGGAACAUGUAAAGUUACCAAAGGUAUUUGGUGACCAAAUAUCUUCAUCAGAGAUUUGUGGGUCAUAAUGAAUAAGAGUUUGAAGGAUUUGGGGGAUCAUGUGUGCCGGGGCAAUGACAUUCAGUUUUUGCAGAUUACAUUGACUUGAAUCCCAUAAUUGACCUGGUCUUCCUCCUCUAAUUCUACUAUUGGCAAGUGAACCUGUGCCCAACUAGUUAUCCCUUGAGAAGCUGGAAUUGCCUGAUUGUAAUCUCCAUUAAAUGUGCUGAUCUACCUCCUUUUUGUUGACUGUUAAUUUCUUCUAUGAGCAAAAACUUUCUCUCUCUCUCUAUAUAUAUAUAAAUUAGAAGUAAAUUCAAGAAUUGGUUCACCACUUAUAAUAAAAAAAUGAAAGUUUUGUUAAAAAAGAAAAACCAAUGGAUAAGUAUCAACUUACAAUAGAAAAAAUCAUAUGGCUAAGUAUUCUGGCACCUCAUACUUUAUGAAGGAAAAAAAAUAACCAUUGAUUGAGAUAACUAAUUAACCUAGCUGGUAAUGCAGAGCAAAGGUUCCACUUUCUCUCUCUAGAAAAUCCCCGCCGUCACUGUAGCAUUGAAUUCGAGCUACUGUUCAUCGCAGCAUUUUUUGCGAUUUGAACUUGCUAAUGCUCGUGUAAGGCAGCAAUGGCUGCGUUGAACUCUCCCCAGUCCUUGGCUGUGGGAGAGCAAGCACCUGGGAUCUACAUUCCUCCAAAAAUGAAUUAUGCAGCAACUGUGACUAAAGAAAAUGUGCGACAAAUCCAACACACAGUUCUAUGUCCAGUUAGAUUCGAACAUGGAGAACCAACCGUUGAAUUCACCACAGAUGAGGUGAAAGAGUUUGUCAUAGAGGAAGGUUUACACCAAGCAGUUGUCAUCAAAUUCUCUUAUGGAAAACCAGAACUUCACGACUUCAGAAGAAUUUUUCCAAAACAGUUCGAUGUGAAGGGAUCGUGUAACAUCGGGCAGCCGGAGUUUAGACAUUUACUGAUGCGAUUCGAUCUUUAUGAAGAUUAUGUAAACUUUGUUUCCAGAUCUACUGGGCACAUUAACUCAAAUGGAGAUGAGUUCUUCUUCAGAACUUUUCCUUGGACGAUUGGAUUCGAUCCAAGAAUUAAGACAUCGAAGGCUGUGGUGUGGAUCUCAUUCCCAGAUCUUCCACCAAAUUAUUUUGCUAAGAAAUCUUUGAUGUCAAUUGCAUCUGCAGUUGGAAAACCUCUUGCUAUUGAUAAGGCGACGAAAGAUCGAACAAGGCCAAGCGCUGCGAGGGUUAAAGUGUUGCUGGAUCUGCUGGAUAAGCAUCCCAAAAAAGUAAAGAUUUCAGUCGUCGACAAACUUUCUGGAAAAUUUAAUAAUUUCCGUCAAAAGGUUAUAUAUGACUACCUGCCAAUGUAUUGUACAUGUUGUAAUCACCAAGGGCAUGAUGAAAUUUCAUGUCGCGCGAUGAAAGGAAGGAAUAAAAAUGCAAAGGAAAAUACAGAGCAAAAUAGUCGAACUGAUUUGGAUGAGAAUUGUGUUGAACAACUUCAGGGUGAUGCAAGGCAAUUAUUGAAUGCAAUAAGAGAUGCCAAUCAGCUGGAAAUUAAUGACAAUGUGACUAAAAUGCAAGGAGCGGUCAAUGACACUUCAAAUACUCAGAAUAAGUCUAAAGGUAAGGCUAUUGCUACAGGAACUCUGGCGAUCUUCACAGGUCAAAAGACUACUGGACAUAUAGGAGGACAAUAGAAAGAGGUGAAGGAUAAGCGUGUGAAGCCUGUCAAUAAUGAGAAUUGUGUUCAAACAAAAACAGGACAUGAGACUAUGACAUUGAGUGCUGCAACCAAGGAGAAUCAGAUGAUAAUGGCAUUGGUGGAGAUCGAAGAUGAGCAUACAGACCAUGUCCAGAUUCGGAAUAGCUUUGCAGUUUUAGGAAUGGAAAAAGCUGAUGACAAUGAAGGAAAUAAUCUGAUGUUGAUAGGGAAAACCUCUGCUGCCAAAAACAGAGCUAACAUGGAACCAAAUGGCAAUUUGACUGCAACUGCAGAUGCUAUUACUCAACUUCCAAACUAUGAUGCACGUACAAAACAAUUGUCAAAAGAUACAAAUCAAUUAAAUCCAAAUGCUAUUGCUUUUAAUCUUUGUGCUAAACAGAUUGAGCAUCAAAAGCACAAAAAACAAGAGUCCACAGCACAAUGGGCUAAUAAGAUAUUUGGAAGCAAGUUAGUAACCACUACUCGUGUCAGGAUAUCCCAUCUCAAGAUACAUAUGAAUCAUCGGAACAAGUGAAUGAGAAGGACAGAUUAGCUCUGACUAGUGGCAAGCUUUGGGAGGACCAAGCUGAGGAGGAUUCUGAAGAAGGAGAAAUUCCAAAAGGAAUAAAUGAAGAAGCUGAAGCUGAUCAGGAGGUCAUAGAGGAGGAAGAUCAAAGUGUAAAUGAUAAUGCAGCUGUUGUAGCAGAACAUACUCGAGAUCCAAACAGAGCAAAUACUCUGUUUCAAAACAGAGAAAAGGUCAAAAACAUACCAAAGGAGGAAAAUAAUACUGCAGCCUGCAGUUAAGCCAGGAAACAACCAGCUACAACAAUUACAGGCGCCUCAAUGCACUUGGACAAAAAUGAUAAGUUGGGUGGAUUAAAAUGCAACGCUGAAGGGGAACAAGGGAUGAGUAAAAAAACUGACAAUCAAAAAGAGGUUGGUGAUAACAGUAGGGUGAUGAUACUCAAGUAUAUUGAUACCAAAGGCGUAAUGACUCAUUGUCCCUCUCAUGAAUUGGCAAGACCAGUUAUUAAUCAAGAAAAAGAAGAUGAAAUCAUUCUGGGAAAUGGUAGAGAUUUAGAUGAGGAAUCCACAACUCAAAACUUCAUCAACGUGGCAAGAAAAGGUGAUAUCUCUCCAACUCAUAUAGCCAAAGCUAAAUCUGUUGCAAAAGGAAAAAAAGGAAAGAUUAACAGAAACAAUUCUGGCAUGCCUACUGCUGGGAUCCAAACUCGACGAGGUAGUUCUAAAUCAAAUAAUUGUUAAUGGAUGCAAUUAUUUGGAAUAUUAGAUCCGUCAAUACGCAACGAGCCUUUGAGAUGCUCGUAAAAAUGCAUAAACAACAUAAUUUCGAUUUUGUUGGUCUCAUGGAACCAAUGCAGGAUGGCUCAAAGCUGGAAUUAUACAGAAGACAGAUAGGAUUUUCUCAAGCAUUUUCUAACAUCUCAAAUAAGGUGUGGGCUUUCGUUGACGAACUGUACGACGUCACAAUUCUAUAUGACAUGGAGCAGCAGCUGACAUUAUAAAUGACUCAUACAGAAACACGCAUUGUCCAAAAUGUUACUUAUAUGUACACGAUAUGUACAUAUGAGGAUGGAUAUAUUACUGUGGCUAUGCAUCAUUUUUUGUAAAAACUGCUACUGGUGGUAUUAGUACAAUGUACUCAAUCCAGUGUAGGGGAACCAAGGAUGAGCAUAAGUAUAGCAGCAUAUAUAGGAAGGGACAAAUCGAUGGCCCAGACUGGUAUACAUUGUCAUGCGCGCAUCAAUUUUUGGACACGAUCUGUGGGCAGGAAUGUUGUACAAUGGCAAGAAGGUCAAUUGCAAAUUCACUUAUCAGCACCACAGGGAUCAACACACAUGAAGAAUCAGGCCCAAAAGAUAGUGAAUAAUCUGGAAAUGGAACUCAAAUGUGGCACCUUAGAGCUGAUAUCGACAUGGCAAUCCACAGGCAAUUUUUGGUCAAAAUUUGCGGACAAAACUACAGCAUAUGGAGCUGGGAUCUCAGCAACUCAAUAUACAAUAACAUAUCAGAAACACACUCAAGGGAAGGAAUCAACAAAAAAGAAGAGGAAGAUAAUCAAAAUAGAAAACAAAAACGAGGCAAGCGGGCAACUAAGAGCAGAAAUUAUGAAACUCUUAUACAGGAGCUUUUGGAGCUUUUGUUUUAAGGAAUUCAUGAGCAACUGGAACAACAAUGAAGCAAUAUUAGGAGCUUUACACCAUCAAGGAGAAGAAGAGCAUAUCAUGAUCGAAGGAGAUUUGAUAAUUUGUUUUGGUAAUUACAUCUUAAGGAAUUUUGAUAGUCUUCUUCAUGUGAUACCAAUGUUGAGUACUCUACUCAAUAAUGGUAAUAGGCGCUAUGUAAUUCUCAAAUUUCAUUACUUUCAUUUUGUAAGACCUCCGGACAAACUAUGUUUUUGAUUUUUGAUUUUA
This is a messenger RNA of Nicotiana tabacum (common tobacco), 6685 nucleotides long. RefSeq lists its product as uncharacterized. NCBI's taxonomy places the organism in Eukaryota, Viridiplantae, Streptophyta, Magnoliopsida, Solanales, Solanaceae. The record is from RefSeq and is a predicted model, not a curated record.